AUGUCGUUUCCCACAAAUUAUUACAACAAAUGCUUUGCAUUUAUCGUACGAAGUUAUAUGAGAUUUGCCAGGGAUGUAUCGGCCGCGCCAGAUGAAAUCCGCCAGAUCAACUCGCGGGAUGACGGCCGAACUAUUCCAGUUCGUCUGUAUCGAUCGUCUGGGAAGGGACCAUCACCGGUGCUGCUCAACUUUCACGGGAGUGGCUUCGUAAUACCUCUCCACGGCGGUGACGACGAGUACUGUCGAAGGGUCAGCCGCGAAACGAAGUAUACCGUCUUGGAUGUUCCGUAUCGUCUAGCACCAGAACACCCUUUCCCCGCAGCCCUAAACGACGUGGAAGAUGCUAUCAGAUAUGUCCUUACAAAUCCCGACGAGUUUGACUUGAACCAUGUGUCUCUGUCUGGUUUCAGUGCCGGUGGUAACCUCGCGCUGGUAGCCGCCUCGAACCUCUUCCCGCGCGAUACUUUCCGAUCCCUGGUGACAAUCUAUCCGGUGACCGAUCUGAGCCUCGAUCCUGCGUUGAAGAUUGCACCAACCAGAGGAGAUUUUGUAAUUCCGAUUCCCGUGAUGCGCCUGUUCGACCGCUGCUAUAUACCCUCGUCCUUGGACAAGCGGGACCCGCGCCUUUCACCACUCUAUGCUCCGGCAGAUCGUUUCCCUCGACGAAUGCUGAUAAUCACUGCGGAUGGGGAUACCCUCGCAGUGGAGGCAGAGGCACUGGCCCAGAAGAUCCAGGAUUUGAAGGGCUGGCAUGUGGACAGCUACAGAAUGAUCGGAUGCAGCCAUGGGUGGGACAAAGGCACGAGGGCGGGAACCCCGCAGCACGAAGCCAAAGAACGGGCUUACCAGCUGGCAUUUGACAUGUUGAACGAAUAG
This is a messenger RNA of Penicillium paradoxum, 876 nucleotides long. RefSeq names its product putative esterase/lipase. NCBI's taxonomy places the organism in Eukaryota, Fungi, Ascomycota, Eurotiomycetes, Eurotiales, Aspergillaceae. The transcript has a single exon. The record is from RefSeq and is a predicted model, not a curated record. The coding region runs from base 1 to 876 and encodes 291 amino acids. Gene Ontology annotation, molecular function: hydrolase activity.